GAUACCUUACUUCACGACAAGGUGGCCGCGGCCAUGCAAAGUAUGGCGCUCGACUGACAUAAACUUCCAUCUGAUCCGUCCAAUGAGUUUUCCAUGUGUUAUUGGUAUGCACGAAGUUGGUUGGGAAGAUGGGACGUACCAAAACGGUACAGCCCCAAAACAUGGAACUAGUGGUCGUUCGAAUAAUGGCGGACCAAAGAGCUCUGGCUUCGACAUUGUAGGUGGAAAAUCCAAUGGAGAGGUGGCGAGCUACUUAUUUCAGCGGCAGGGAGUCGCAUCAAGUUUUCCUAAGACUGUUGGAGAGAAAGAAGAGGGAUAUGGAGGACGUCAGUGGUCCUCGAACGAGAGAAUAGAUCAGGAUGAUGAGCAGAAUGAAGAACUGGAAGGAAAGUUCCAGAGCAUGGCUUUGAACAACAAUGAAAAGAAGGCUGACACACCUAUUGAGGAGAUUGCAUCUACAGCUAAAAAGCUCUGGGAUGUUGAAGACUCAGGAGAAGAAAAAACAGGCAUGUCAACAGGAAUAUUGCAUGGUGACCAAUGGAGAGAGAAUACCUGGGGCCCUUCUGUACCCCACAUGAACCAAUCAGAGCAUGCUGUCUCUCAACCAAUUAUGGUUCAGCGUUCUGUGAAGCCUGGUGCUUAUAAUAGUAAUAACUCUGACUUGCAUGGAGUGUUGUCCCCUCGUUCAGCUGAUGGUGUUGGUCUCAGUAUGGUGGAAUAUGUCCUUGCUUCAUCACCUGGUGGUCAGGAGCUUGAUUCACCAAUCAUUAAAUCAGGAUUUGGUUCUCCCCCCAGGAAUGAUGAGGCCAAGCCCAGUAAUUUAGCAAAAAAUGCCAGAGUAUCUCCCUUUGAAGAAGAGACACCUGAAGAUCUACAACAUAAGAGAGAGCAAGAACACACCUCCCCUCAGCCCAAACAGAACCAGAAAGCAGAAGGUGAAAGCAGUGGAAACAAUACUUUCAGUCGUACUCCAGGUAGUCGAGAUCCGUCGCCAACCUCCGGCGCAGCCCAGCAGUCCCAAGAUGUCUCCCAUGUCAGCCAGCCAGUCAUGUCUCAUUCCAACCUUAUACACGAGAAAACCAGACCUCAUAUGGUUGGUAUUAGAGAACCACACCCUUCGUCCAUCGCUCUGGACCCGGUAAACUUUGAGCAGUUUAACAUAGAACAGCAACACUUCCCUGGCACUCCUAUGAGUCCUUCUGAGCUUGUCAUGGUUUCUGGUGUGUCGCACACAGGGUCACACUCCUUCUCAGGUUCAUCGUUACAACACCUAUCGCCUCAGCAACAGUUAGCUUUAGCUGUUGCAGCACAACAGCAGCAGCAGCAGCAAUUACAGACAGCAAUGCCGCCACAGAACCCUUAUUAUAUCACCACACCGCAAGGACAGGAGAUGUUUGGUAAUGCUUCUCUACCACAGGUCAAUCCAGGUGCCCAGAUGGUCCAUCCUCAGUAUGCAGCCACAGCUUACAGUAUCCAACCUUGGGGAGUCUAUCCAGGGGCUGCUAAUGUGUCCGGUAAUGGCAAUUACAUCCAGCAGCACCAACAACAGACACAACAGCAGCAGCAGCAACAACAGCAGCAACAACAACCAAAUCAGUUAAUGAGGACGACAAGUAACCCUGGUGUGAGCGGACGGCCAAUGCAGGGUCCCAAUCAGAUGGAUAUGCUUGGAAACCCCCAACAACCUUCUAUGGCUGCAAAUACCAACUAUCAGAUAAUUGGUCCGCCCGGAGCACAGCAGAUGGGACUUGGGACUACAGCUUACUAUGACCAGUCAGGUAACUUAGUCUUAGGGAAUGCACAGGGCAUGAAUGGUGUCUCGCCCCAGCAGCUUGCAGCAAACCAGAUGGGUGGAACCUUGAGUAUGAUGUCACCUAUGAUGCUCAACGCCGCAAAUAAUCCAGGAAAUACCGCUAACGCAGCAAGACUGAGUAACAAUAACGGCGCUUCUAAUAUGCGCAUGUACGGCCAGCAAGCACAGCAACAAAUGUCAGGUAGUGGACCAAACUCUUUGAAUUCAUAUCAGAAUCAAGUUCCAAUUAACGGCAAUACUGUUGGAGUCCUUGGCAAUAGUCUUGGGAUUCUAGGUACGUCAGCUAAUGUCGGGGCUGUUGGCUCUAUGGCUAGUAGUACAGCGAGAAGGGAAGUCUUGAAUAACAAUGAAUAUAAUGGGUUCAACAAGAGACCGAGUAUACAAGGAUAUUAUCCGAAUCUAGGAGCCUUGAGUGUAUCUGCUCAGCCCUCUUACAACGCCCCACAGGAGCUCCAGACACCUCCAUUGCUGUCCCAAGCUAGUCAGUCAGGAUUCUCUGUCGGCAGUCCAAUAUCAAGCGGUUUAUCGCGCUACAUGCAACUCGCAGCCGCACCAGAAAAGAAAUACCCAAGCCCUCUAAACAACUUGAACAGCUCACCUUUUGGCAACUCCGUGCUAACCCAGGGCAAUUACCGCGGCAGCAGAAUGAAAGAAACUGGGCGAAGCAGGCUGCUUGAAGACUUCCGCAACAACAGGUACCCGAACAUCCAGCUACGAGACUUAGCCAACCACAUCGUGGAGUUUUCUCAGGACCAGCAUGGGUCUAGGUUUAUCCAGCAGAAAUUGGAACGCGCAACCCCAAGCGAGAAGAACAUGGUCUUCCAUGAGAUAUUACCAGCCGCGUACAGCCUGAUGACGGACGUGUUCGGCAACUAUGUUAUCCAGAAGUUCUUUGAGUUUGGCAGCGACGAACAGAAACAUCAUCUUGCCAACUGUAUCCGUGGAAAUGUGUUGCCCCUGGCGCUGCAGAUGUAUGGGUGUCGAGUUAUCCAGAAAGCGCUAGAAUGUAUUCCACCAAACAUACAGCAUGAACUCGUAAUGGAACUAGACGGCCACGUGCUCAAAUGCGUCAAGGACCAGAACGGUAAUCACGUGGUACAGAAAUGUAUCGAGUGUGUUGACCCGCACGCUCUUCAGUUUAUCAUAGAUGCAUUUCAAGGCCAGGUGUAUGCUCUCUCUACUCAUCCCUACGGUUGUCGAGUUAUCCAGCGUAUUCUAGAACACUGCUUGCUAGAACAAACCACGCCAAUACUGAAAGAAAUGCACGAUCAGACAGAACGACUCGUACAGGAUCAAUAUGGCAACUAUGUGAUACAGCAUGUCCUGGAACACGGGACUCCGGACGAUCGAAACAAGAUUGUCAUGGAGUUGCGAGGCCAUAUUUUACCUCUCAGUCAGCACAAGUUUGCUAGUAAUGUAGUUGAGAAGUGUGUUAGUUUUGCUUCACGUGCUGAACGAGCAAUGCUUAUCGAUGAAGUAUGCAACACCUCAGAUGGUCAACACUCUGCACUGUACACAAUGAUGAAGGACCAGUAUGCAAAUUAUGUGGUACAAAAAAUGAUUGACGUAGCAGAACCUGUCCAGCGCAAGCUCCUGGUCCAUCGCAUCCGCCCACAUGUGGCUACUCUACGGAAAUAUACCUAUGGCAAGCACAUCCUGGCCAAACUGGACAAGUACUACGUGACUAUCAAGCCAACACCUGAUUACAUGCCUCUGAGCAAUGGACAGCUGCUCUAGGCCGGCUAUCAUGGUUAGCUUCCCAUUUUUUCUACAUUUAUCCAUUGAUCUUAAUGGACUGGUAACAGCAGGGGAGGGGUGGAGAUUGAGGGAUGAAAAUCACGUAACUCUCCUAUACAAAUGCUAUCUGUUCUACCUUGACUCUUGGUCUUCAUCCAGUCAAAUUAUUUUCACCUUAACUUUCAAAUCAGUGUUGAUUCAGUUUUCUCCAGUCGCCACCCUUUAGGUUAAUGCCCUAAUUCUUGCACCUGUCUGCUCUUCCUCCCUGUCUUCCUCCCCCUCUUCCUGCUACUAUAUGUGACCAGUUGCUUAUUCAAUAACUUUUAAGCGGGAGUUAUAAUGAGCGUGCACUCGUUAAAUAUUUUAGUAGUGCAGUCGAUGCAGCUUUAGAUAUUAUUUCUUAAAGUACACUUAUUGUAGAAAAACGACUUCACGUGAUCAAAAGUGCGCCUUUUUUCAUAGCCCAUACCACAGGGAUCCCAACAGUGCUCCUAGAAUAUUGAUUGUAGAUUUCGUCGGAUUGAAUAUAUUUACAUAGGAAGAAGAAUCAGAAUUAAUUGCAACCCAGUAUCUAGGAAUAUAAUCUAAUAUGAUUUUUAAGAAGUAAUAUAUAUUUUACUUUUCUAACAAAAGUAUUGUCCUAACUUGUAUUUACUGUAAUAUUACUGUAAGUUGAGCACAUGUAUAACUGUAAAAUCGAUUUUUCCGUACAAAUUAUUUACAGCUUUUUCAGUAUUGUAAGUAAGAAUUUUCCCUGCCAUGCCAUGGCUUUUUUGAAUCAGCGUCAUACGCCACAAAUACUUAUAUUUUUAUUGUAUUCCAAGUCAACCCAGCAGAGGCUGCUUUUCGACUUAGUUCUAGUUCUAGUUCUUGUAGGAUUAACCUUACCUUUUACAUUUUAGCCUUAGUAUUUUAGGGCUAGAUAAUAAGCUUUUAGGGGGAAAGAAAAGAAGGUUGGAUUGUUUUAUGGGAUCUUUUAACCUAACAUAGUUAGUCAAUACAUUAGGUAGACACUUAAAGUUCAUUUACACAAUGACCUUUGUAGCUUACAAACAUGACAUUCCUGUACUAUUCUCCUUUGCAGCCGUUCUGAGUGUCGUUCAGAACCUCCCUCCCUACUAAGUUAGUGUGGAGGAAGUUUAGGACAGACACUAAGAACGGCUGCAAAGGAGACUAUUCCCGUACCCCAUCUUCAAAUGAGUCUUUCUCCUCCAAGGGGCUUUAAUUAUUAGUACAUUGGGGGCUGCAAACCAUUUGAUUUCUACUUUAAUUAAAACCUGCCCUUCAUGUUGGGCAAGCAUUUUACUUUCAAGCCUAUCAAAAGUCCCUGACAUUUUUGUGCAAAAUUUAAAGCUUCUCUCAAGAAUGUAAGCCCCUCCACUCCAUGCACUAAUAUAUAAAGCACCCUAGCCCUUGUAGUUGCUGUUAAUGACAACUUAAGGAUAGUUACCUCAGAGAGUGUAGGGAGAUUGCCUUAAAUGUCUCGAUAUUCAAAACACUUGGCAUUGCAUAGAAACAAUGAAAUAAUAAUGAUGAUUGAUUCCUGUGAUAAUAGAAAAAUGAAUAGUCUGCUAAGUUGACUUGGACCAAAAUAAUUCUAGGUGUGUUUUCCAUUUGAAAUAUACAGCUACGAAGUACAGAAAUCUAAAAUUAGAAGUGAUGUAUCAAAGUAUAAAUAAGAGAUAAGCCCAAGAGUGCGUCGCAUGAGCCGGCCUGUAAAUGUGUACAUUAUGUAAAUGAAGGGAGUCGGUUGGGAAGUUUUGUAACGAUGUUAUAGAAUAUUCACUAUCUGUACAAAACAUGGUGCAAAUAUCGAACUUUACAGGAAUUUCUUUGUCUUAGACGGUUUUUCGUGUAUUAAAUUUAGGCAAGGAAGUAUAACCUGAGAGAAUCAAAUUAUUCUUUACCUCCAUUCUAUAGUCUAACAAACCUUGUAAUCAGCAACAAUUCCUAGUACGCACGUGACUCGACAAACCAAUUAGAUUUUAGUAUAUGUAUUACGUCAUUAAAUAUGGCGCAUUUUGGGGUUAUAAAAUCGAAUUUAUUCAGAUAAAGUUUUAUAGCAUUGUUGAGUGCGUUGUUAUGGUUUCAAAGAUUCCAAGGUUUUUUACGAGUUUUAGAUUUUUUUAGAUUCACUAGGGUUAUUUUCCCUUCUUUUGGACCAAUUUAUUAUGAUUAAAUUUUGUGCACAUUGUAAAGUAUAAAAAAAAUUGAAUAAGGCAUGUUUUUGUGGGUGCUUUAAUUCUUAUAAAUCAUGUUAAUAAUAUGUACUCUAUACAUGAAUUACUGUGAAAUGAACUCAAGGAUCAAUUAAUAAUUUGUUGAUAAUAAAUAAAGAACUUUGUAUAGUUUAAAUAAGGAAACCGUUUUGGUUCACGAAGCGAACCGUUUGUAAUUUUAAUUCUAAAUAUGAAUUGCUCUGUAAAGUGAGCACGUGACCAAACUCGUACGACUGACGUAAUCAGUUAGAAAUUGAGUGAGUUGAAUCGUACUCAAUUUUGUAGCUAAUAUCCUAUCAGCAUUGUUUAUUAAGAUAUAUAUUAUAUGUAUCAUGAAAUUGUCUUGUAAAAUUGUAAGCAGUUAAUGUAGAAUAACUAAAGUGUGUAUAUCAUGGAAAGUUCUAGGUCAUUUUCAAAUAUUAAAAUUUAAAGGUGGUUUAA
Actinia tenebrosa (Australian red waratah sea anemone) is the source of this 6210-nucleotide messenger RNA. Its product is annotated as pumilio homolog 1. Gene Ontology annotation, molecular function: mRNA 3'-UTR binding. Gene Ontology annotation, biological process: post-transcriptional regulation of gene expression. The record is from RefSeq and is a predicted model, not a curated record. Lineage: Eukaryota; Metazoa; Cnidaria; Anthozoa; Actiniaria; Actiniidae. Gene Ontology annotation, cellular component: cytoplasm.